GAAAGAAGCCCCGGGGGGUGGCAGGAGGGGCUGCGCUGGGGGUCCUCCCACAGCCCCUGCAGUCCCCUGGCCCCCGAGCAGCUCCAGACAGGGCGUCCUGGAAUACACCGGGAACAUGCAGAGCCGCAUGUGCAUGUGUAUAUGUAAGUGUGCAGAUGUGUUCAUACAUGUAAUGUCUGGGGGCAUUUCCUUCUUUUCCAGUCCACCCCAGUCAGGCAGAGUUGGUGUGAUCCCCAGCACUGGUCUGUGUCCUGGAUGGAUCCCGUGGCUCCCAGUUCCCGUUCCUGAGUUGCCCCAAAAGUGCAGCAGCAGCACACCCAUCAGCAUGGAAUCGCGAUGCUGGAGAAGAAGCUGGCUGAGCUGACGCUGCCAGACAUGUCGGGUGACUUUCGUGUCUUGCGUGUGGGAAAGGUGCACUAUGAGCUCUCCAGACUGCGCCUUCGCAGUUUCCACCUGCCCUACUCACGGAUUUCCCCUGUCCCCAACGUGGGCCUGCAGGUUGCCAUCUCCAACGCCUUCGCCGAGCUGGAUGGGGACUGGCGGGUGAAGAUGCUCUUCAUCCGGGACCACGGCUCAUUUGACCUGAAGGUAGAGAAUGUCUACAUCAAAAUCAGCCUGAGGCUGGGCAGCGACGCCACUGGGAAACCCACCAUCAGCACCUCAGACUGCAGCACCCGCAUCUCCAAAGUCCGGGUGCUCUUUUCGGGCAAAUUUGGGUGGCUUUACAACCUCUUCCACAGUGCUGUUGAGUCCAAGUUCAAGAAGAUUUUGGAGAGUAAGGUCUGUGACAGCGUGGCUGAAUCUGUGCACAAUGAGCUCCAGACAUACGUCCGGACCCUGCCAGUCACGGCCAAGAUAGACGCCAGGACUGGGAUUGAUUACUCCUUCGUGGCACCCCCAGUUGCUACUGCCCAGUCCCUGGACACAGGCCUGAAGGGUGAAUUCUACUCCCUGGCCCACCGCUCCACUGUCCCCUUCUCACCACUGCCGCUGUCCUUGCCCUCGGAUCACGAUCGCAUGGUUUACUUCGGGGCCUCCAGCUACUUCUUCAACACAGCCGGCUUCGCCUACCACACGUCCGGGGCACUGGUCUUCGAAAUCACGGAUGCCAUGAUCCCAAAGGAUGUUGAUUUCCACUUGAACACCUCCACCUUCUCAGCCUUUGUUCCCCAGCUGGAGCAGAUGUACCCGAACAUGCCAAUGAAGCUCAGGCUGUCCACCCCCACUGCCCCGUUCCUGAACAUUGGACCAGGAGGAAUCUCACUCAGGCCCAUUGUGGAUGUCCAGGCUUAUGCCAUCCUUCCCAACUCCAGCCUGGCUCCUCUCUUCGUCCUCAGCCUGACAGGGAACGUGUCUGCUGUCAUCGACGUGAGGUCUGGCCACAUAGUUGGGAGCCUGAAUGUGGGCAGGAUCAAGCUCUCUCUAAAGGACUCUGUUGUCGGCACUUUCCAGGUGCGACUGCUGCAGUCCAUAAUGAACAUCUUUGCUUCCGAUAUCCUGCUCCCCCGUCUUAAUGCCCGGUUAGAUGAGGGUUUCCCUCUGCCACUGCCCGACAGGAUACGGCUCCUCAAUACCUUCGUAAGGUUCCACCAGAAUUUCCUGCUGCUCGGAGCAGACGUUCAUUUCCAACCUAAGGCAUGAAGAUAAGGCCAUGAGGGACCUCCAGCACUGAAAAUACCCCCUUGACUCCUUCACCUUUCCCUGCCCCUGGCCCUGCUGCGGGAGACAAACACCACUGAUCCUGCCAGUGUCCUGCACCACUGCCCUGGCCUGGACUGUGGCCAGGGGCAGCAGCACUCCCAGGGCUGAACCCCCUGUCCCCUCACUGGGGCCUUACCCAGUGCUACUGAGAGCUGAGGGUCCGUUGCCCCCAGCCAUCUCCUCCCCUCCCUCCCUCCUCAUCCCAGGGCCUCUGAGCAGCAAUAAAGGCGCUGGCGCCGGGGC
Molecule: messenger RNA, 1944 nt
Organism: Pipra filicauda (Wire-tailed manakin)
Lineage: Eukaryota; Metazoa; Chordata; Aves; Passeriformes; Pipridae
Product: bactericidal permeability-increasing protein-like
Exons: 15
Coding region: 337-1641 (434 amino acids)
Biological process (GO): lipopolysaccharide-mediated signaling pathway; defense response to Gram-negative bacterium; innate immune response
Molecular function (GO): lipopolysaccharide binding
Source: RefSeq, a predicted model, not a curated record